AUGGCUGCUAAUAAGGAAUACGCUCUCCUGUGCCUGGAGAACCCUCUCCUCGACAUCCAGGCCAAGGGUGACCAGGCCUUGCUCGACAAGUACGGGCUCAAGGCCAACGACGCCAUCCUCGCUGAGGAGAAGCACAAGCCUCUGUACGAGGACCUCCUCAACAACUACGACGCCAAGCUCAUCGCUGGCGGUGCCGCCCAGAACUCGGCCCGCGGCGCCCAGUACAUCCUGCCUCCCAACAGCGUCGUUUACCUCGGUGGCGCCGGUGACGACAAGUACGCCGCCAUCCUGCAAGACGCCGUCAAGCAGGCCGGGCUCCGCGUCGAGUACCGCGUCGACCCCAACGAGCAGACUGGACGCUGCGGUGCCAUCAUCACUGGCCACGACCGCAGCCUCUGCACAGACCUCGGCGCCGCCAACCACUACGGCCUCGACCACCUCAAGAAGCCCGAGAUCUGGAGCCUAGUUGAGAACGCCGACGUCUACUAUGUUGGUGGCUUCCACUUCACCGUCUCCCCCCCUGCCAUCAUGGAGCUCGCCAAGCAGGCCGCAGAGCACAACAAGAUCUUUGUCCUGUCCCUCUCGGCCCCCUUCAUCCCUCAGUUCUUCAAGGAACCCGUCGACGCCAGCGCCCCUUACUGGGACUACGUCAUCGGCAACGAGACCGAGGCCGCCGCCUACGCCGAGUCGCACAACCUCGCCUCCAAGGAGCCCAAGGACGUCGUCACCCACCUGGCUAACCUGCCCAAGGAGAACGGCAAGCGCAAUCGUGUCGCCAUCAUCACCCAGGGCACCGAGCCUACCCUCGUCGCCAUCCAGGGUGAGAAAGGAAUCAAGGAGUUCCCGGUCCACGCCAUCGACGCCGCCCAGAUCAACGACACCAACGGUGCCGGUGACGCCUUCGCUGGUGGCUUCCUCGCCGGAAUCAUACAGGGCAAGCCCCUCGAGACCUCCAUCGACAUGGGCCAGUGGCUCGCCCGUCUGAGCAUCCAGGAGCUCGGUCCCUCAUACCCCUUCCCAAAGCAGACCUACCAGGGUUGA
Molecule: messenger RNA, 1041 nt
Organism: Geosmithia morbida
Lineage: Eukaryota; Fungi; Ascomycota; Sordariomycetes; Hypocreales; Bionectriaceae
Product: adenosine kinase
Exons: 4
Coding region: 1-1041 (346 amino acids)
Biological process (GO): purine ribonucleoside salvage
Cellular component (GO): nucleus; cytosol
Molecular function (GO): adenosine kinase activity
Source: RefSeq, a predicted model, not a curated record